GGCUCCGCCCCAGGCGCUGCGCUCUGAGCCUGUCCACCGCUGGGACUCCAGGCGACCUCAGCUCCCGGGUCAAACAGGUGCCCAGGGCACUGUUCUCGUACUGCGUCCCCAGCAGCUCUGAGGGUGCUUCUCAGCGUGAACAUGGUGCAGAAAUACCAGUCUCCCGUCCGUGUAUACAAGUACCCGUUUGAGCUGGUCAUGGCGGCCUAUGAGAAGCGCUUUCCCACCUGCCCGCUGAUCCCGAUGUUCCUGGGCAGCGAGGUCCUGCGCGAGUCCCGCAGCGCAGAUGGCGCGGUGCACGCGGUGGAGCGGAGCUGCAGGCUGCGAGUGGACGCCCCGCGGCUGCUGCGGGAGAUGGCUGGUGUGGAGCACGUGGUGUUUGUGCAGAAAAACAUCCUGAACUGGAGGGAGCGGACACUCUUCAUCGAGGCGCACAACGAGACCUUUGCAAGCCGCGUGAUGGUCAAGGAGAACUGCAGUUACACGGUUCACCCUGAGAACGAAGACUGGACUUGCUUUGAACAGUCAGCCUCGCUGGACAUCCACUCUUUCUUUGGCUUUGAAAAUGCCUUGGAGAAGAUCGCCAUGAAGCAGUACACUGCCAAUGUCAAGAGAGGGAAGGAGGUGAUCGAACACUAUCUGAAGGAGCUCAUCUCCCAGGGCACCUCCCACAUUCCCCGCUGGACACCGGCUCACGUCAGAGAGGAGCACGCAGGCAGCCAGUCUGCCCCGCGGCACCCCAGCUCCCUGGAGACAGAGGGCCUCAGUGAUGCCCCAGGCCCUGCCCCCGAGAUGGCUGAAGGGGACAAGCUGGAGGCGGAUUACAUCGAGAGGUGCCUGGGCCGUCUCACCCCCACGCAGGAGAGUUGUCUGGUCCAGCUUCGGCACUGGCUACAGGAGACGCACAGAGGCAAGAUACCCAAAGACGAGCAUAUCCUCCGGUUUCUACGGGCACGGGACUUCCGCCUGGACAAGGCCCGGGAGAUGCUGCAUCGGUCCCUGAACUGGCGGAAGCAGCACCAGGUGGAUCACCUGCUGCAGACCUGGCGGCCCCCCGCGCCCCUGCAGGAGUUUUAUGCGGGAGGCUGGCACCACCAGGACAUAGAUGGCCGCCCUCUCUACAUCCUGCGCCUGGGGCAGAUGGACACCAAAGGCUUGAUAAAGGCUGUUGGGGAGGAGGCACUGCUUCAGCACGUUCUUUCUGUCAACGAGGAAGGUCAGAAGAGGUGCGCAGGGAACACGAGACAGUUUGGCCGUCCCAUCAGCUCCUGGACCUGUCUGCUGGACCUGGAGGGCCUCAACAUGCGGCACUUGUGGAGGCCAGGGGUAAAGGCCCUGCUGCGUAUGAUCGAGGUGGUGGAGGAUAACUACCCCGAGACCCUGGGCCGGCUGCUCAUUGUGCGAGCGCCCCGCGUCUUCCCUGUGCUCUGGACGCUGAUCAGCCCCUUCAUCAACGAGAACACCAGGAAGAAGUUCCUUAUCUAUAGUGGCAGCAAUUAUCAGGGCCCUGGUGGCCUUGUGGACUACCUGGACAAGGAUGUGAUCCCCGACUUCCUCGGGGGAGAGAGUGUGUGUAAUGUCCCCGAAGGAGGACUGGUCCCCAAGUCCCUGUAUCUGACGGAGGAGGCGCAGGAGCAGGCUGACCAGUUGAGACGGUGGAGUGACACCUACCACUCGGCCAGUGUGUCCCGCGGGGCUCCCCACGAGGUUGCCCUAGACAUUCCUGAAGGGGAGGCGGUCAUCACCUGGGACUUUGACAUCCUUCGUGGGAACGUGGUGUUCAGCCUAUAUCACGCGAAGCAGGCACCUAACCCAGGGCCCCAGGAGCCUGGGGCCAGGGCCAACGGGCAGCUGAUUGACAAAGGCUGGGUCCUGGGCACGGAUUACAGCCGCGUGGAGGCGCCCCUCCUCUGCCGGGAGGGGCAGAGCAUCCAGGGCUCUCAUGUGACGCAGUGGCCCGGAGUCUACUUCCUUCAGUGGCAAAUUCACAGUCCCUCGGGCAGUGUGGCCUGCAGCCUUCCAGGCGUGGACGACGUCCUGACAGCUUUGCACAGCCCUGGGCCCAGGUGCAAACUGCUCUAUUACUGCGAGGUGCUGGCAUCCGAGGAGUUCAGGGGCUCCAUGUCCAGCCUAGAGUCCUGCGCCAGCCGCUUCUCCCAGCUGAGCACGGCCUCCACCGCCUCCUCCUCCGGCCUGUCCCACAGUGGCUCCCUGGUGUCCAGAUAGCCAGCCAGGCCCUGAGAGCAACCUGGAGGCCUCUCACAUCUGGAGGUGCCCAGCAUGAGAAGCCAGCCACCUAGACGCCUGCGACCAUGUGGCCUGCAGUCCCUGGUUUAGAUCUGCCAACUUUGGGGUGUGGGGACCUCACAACAAGGAUCUAGCCCUGGGCCUGCGUAGAGCCAGAACCCCAGACCAGGCCUUUGAGAUGGUAAGAUUAGGUCCUCCUCAGCUUUUGGCAUUUUAUAAGGAAAUGCACAGCCCCAUGGAUGUUCCAUCCUCAUCUCCUGGGUCUGGGGUCAGGGAUGGAACGAGGCCUGGGUCUCCUUUUUCCAGUUGUACUUCCUGUGGAUCAGCCUCCUCCUCAGGCUGUCCUUCCCUACUCAAGAGACCCAUCACUGAAAGGAGUUCUCCCUAAGCCUCCUAACCCCCAGGUAGGUGCAGAAGGGAAUCUGUCCUAAAAGUUCCAGGUUGCAUGCAAGAACCUCCACUUAGCCUGCUGGGAACCCGUGUCCAUUUUUGAGCCACUCGCAGUUGCCAGCAAGUG
Molecule: messenger RNA, 2764 nt
Organism: Jaculus jaculus (lesser Egyptian jerboa)
Lineage: Eukaryota; Metazoa; Chordata; Mammalia; Rodentia; Dipodidae
Gene: Sec14l5
Product: SEC14 like lipid binding 5
Exons: 16
Coding region: 142-2226 (694 amino acids)
Cellular component (GO): cytoplasm
Source: RefSeq, a predicted model, not a curated record